UGUGUCACUUCAGCUACCAGUUAACAAAACUAACUACAAAAUUUAUAAUAUUUCAACUCUUAUCUAAUAUUUCAAAACUUGUUACAAUUUAAUGCAAAUGUUCAAACCUAAUGCCAGAACCUCAAAAUUUAUAACUCAGACUGUCAAAGCAACACGCGUAUGUCUGAAAAAUUCUAAACUGAAACGGAAAUCAGCUUCACAGUAACCAAAACCACCAUUAAACCGUUUGCUGUGUGUUAUAUGCAAAUCAGGCCUUCAGCUGUUCACAUGCAGAGCGUUUAUCAUCUACAGCACCGAGACGAACCGUAUUCAAAUCCGCACCCUCCUAUUGGCUGAUGGCUCGAGUGCACGGGCAGGAGGCACUUCUGUCUGUAAACAGGGCCAUGAGUCUCAGCGAAGCGCUAAUAGACUAAAACCUACAGGUGCCCCUGCAGGUGAGGCCCCUAAAUGAUCUCCCUCAGGACCCACGAACCCACGGCUGGAUUUAGCCAAUUUAGCAGCAGUCUGAGUCGCCGUGAGUCUGAGCAGCGUGACACGCGCUCGCUCCUGUCUGAGACUCCAGCCCUGCCUCCCUGAAGAGGCCAUGAUGAAAUCUCUCUCACAAAUGUUAACUGUUUUAACUUUUGGAGAAGAUGUUGUAACUUCACCCUAUCAAGAGUUGGUCAUCUUUGCAUCACAAAGUCAGGCAAGGCAUCCGGUGUGCGCUAAAUGCAUGCAUUCAACCUGCAAAACACAGAGUCAGUGCGCACCGACUUCACGUUAACGAACAAUCGCUAUUAAUUGUCGAGACUUAAAGUCUCUGUCCCAGUUAAGACGAUCAUCAAAGCUCGCGUGUGUGUACGCAUUUAGUUCAAACAUCAAACACAGGUGUGUUAUUUUGAACGAUCAAAGGACUGAGGGGGUAGUUUGGGUUUUUACUCACAGUGUCAUUUAUGUUUUAAGUUAUGACACAUUAUGAUUGAUGUUGAACUCAGAAUUAGUAAUGCAAAGAAGAAAAUAGGAAAAAAGGUUAUUAUUCAUGGCACUUAAAUCACACCGCAUGCAUUCAUUUCUGAAAGCUGCUCAAUUCAGUGCGAUUCAACUAAUACAUUUAAACGAAUUGAGUCAAGCGAUUUCGUGAAUCAGAACGUGUGAAUUUUUGCAUGCCAGCAAUGAGGACGACGCAAUAUCAAAGCAACACAUUGAGCUAACUUUUUGUUGUUGUUGUUUGUGGCAGUGCUGCUCCUGAAUAGCGGAAGCACUGAUACGCACACGCAGGCAUCCUUUUCAAAUGACAAACGCGUCUCUGUGCUGAAAUGAGUGUGUGGCACUUUGUGGGGCAUUUUCUUCACCUCUUUAUACAAACUGUAGACACCAGAACAAAUGCUGAGCAUCAUUUUCAGAUCCUCAGAUUAUCUCUAAACAUCCUUUACAAUCAAACAUGACAUUUGAUACGGCUGGCAAUGAUCUGGCAUGAAGCAAAAUGCAGCUGAUAAGCAUCUGAAAAUGCAAAUAAGCUACUUUUAUUAAUUUGAUCAAUUAUUUUCAUUAAAUGCUUUACUUUUAUAUAUCAUUUAAUUUCCUUAAAACAAUCAUUUGUUUAUUUCAAAUUGUUCAGAGCCUCCAAAAAUGCUCCAAAGGAAUCUUCAGGACAUUUACUCAACAAAAUAAAAUGAAAAUAUUCAUUUUUGUUAUAUAUUUUACAGGUUUUCUUAGGCUACAUGAAUCUGUGCUUGUAAAAAAAUCUGUCAAACUAAUCGGAUUUACUGAAACAAUAAUGAAUGUCUGACUGCCAAAUUAUGUUGUCAGCAGCAUGUGAACACUACGAUUAAAUAUUUCUCAGUGCAAAAUGACAUCUUCCUAUCAUUACAAACAACAAGCAGACCACAAAAGCAACCUAAUACACAUCUGUAGAAAAAUCUACUGCACUCCAAAUGAUUAUCAUAUCACUUCACAAAGAAACGUGCAAACACGGAUGUUCCGUCUAGAGAUGGACAAACUGAGCUUUAUUCGAAGAUACCUAUCUGAAGCAUUACUGCUUUACUGGCAGAGCCACAUCAACAGUUUAGACAGGAUUUCAGAUAGCAUCUCACUGAGGUGUGUGCGAGUCAGUUUUUGCCUAUAUACUGGGAACAACAGCUUAAUAAUGUCAAUGAAAAUGUCAAAAAAAAAAUCAAGAUACAUUUACUUGACUUAAGAUAAUGAAGAAAUUAUCAAAAUUAAGUGCGUUUACGCUUAAAACAAGAAAAAAGAUGCAUGUACUUAAGAAGGAAAAUGACUUGGGAUAUUACGUUUUUUUUUUUUUUUAAAUCAAAUAGAAAUGAGUUUAUGCUUCAAACAAGUUUAUGCUUAAUUCAAAGGGAAAACAAGAUAAUUUUGAUUCUCAAGUAAAUGCAUCUUCUGCAGAUAAAGUUAUACAAAAAAAAAUUAAAAAUCUGACAAAAUUAAAAAUCAAAAAACGCAAAAGAAUUUCUUGAAUAAUCAGUAGUAUUAAUAAUCAGCUUCCUACAGGACCAGCAGAAGUCUGUGGUGCUUCUGCAUGUAGAUUGCGUCAUCCGGAGGGAGUAAAUUGUGAAGGCCUGAAGGAGUUAUUCAGUGUUAAGCGAGUGCGGAGGGGCCAGUGGGCCCUCAAACACACACACACUGUAAUUAUGCGAGUGAGUGAGGAGGUGUGGGGGCCGGCCGGAGAAACGCAUGCGCUCCCAGGGUGGGUGGGAGACCUCACUGUGUCUCUCUUCCUUCUUUUUCACUCCCUCCCUAGUGUUGUUUUUAGCUCCGAACGCCUAUUUAACUUGGCUGGAUUUUCCAGGGUGGGGCACCACUUUUUUUUCUUUCUUUUUUUUUUGAGUUUUGCCCAACCUGUCAGGGAACUUCUGGGGACGCGAGAUCUCAUCCUUCCCUCUUCCUCUGUCUGUCUUUGAAAAGUGUUUGUGUUGUUUAUACACAUUUUUAAAAAAAGAAUAAAAUGUCACACAUACCAGUGUUUAGUAUUAUUGAGAUACUAUUAUAAUUUUUAACAUUUUGAAUCUGAAUUUUGGAUUUUUUUUUUCUUAUAUUUUGUUAUCAUAUUAAUUUUAGUUAAAUUUGUGUGUUUUUGUCAUUUUUAGUAGUUUUUGAUUUUCUCUCUCUGUAGUUUUAUACAUACUAACAAAAUUAGUUUUAUUAAUAAUAUAAUACAUUUUCUGCUAAACUUUAAGCUAAACUUCUGUGUAAUAUAAUCUUUAAAAACUCUCUCUCUCUCUCUAUAUAUAUUAUUUUACAUUCAUUUUUGUUUCAGUUAUUUUAAUACAUCAAGUUAUUCUAAUUUAAAAUGAGAAAUGUUGCUUUGGCAACUAGCUGAAUUAAUUUUUUAAAUAUUUAAUUUAAUUUCAGUUUACAUUUUUUCAAGUAAUGAAAAGUUUUCUAAUGGUUUUUCAUUUUAGUCUUUUAGUUUUAAUUAACUAUAAUAACCCUGACACAUACAAGGUUUAAUAUUACCAAAGAACAAACUAAUCAUGCAUUUUAUUUUAUAUAUUAUCUACAAUAUAUUACCAUUCUAAGUUUCCAUUUCCAAUCUCAUGUUGGUUCAUUCAGGCCAAAUGUAAUCCAUUAUUUCUGUUGCAUCUAUAUAUAUUUUUUUUUACCCGAAGGGUCACAUUGUUUGAUAAACAAGGUUCUUCAUUUAAAAGAUACGUUCCUUGUUAGUGGACUAUAUGUUCAAACUGUAAUUAUAGCAACCGUCUCCUAGCAACAGUGUAAGGGACAUUAAAAUGUUGAUUGGUAAGCGCUGAGCUCAAUAUUAUAGAGAAUAAAGACAGACAAUGGACAAGUAAAACUCGAAAACACCAAUAGCUCAUUUACUUUGGCACACAGGCCGUUUUUGGACCAUUGAACGCCAGUCGACAGCUCCGGUGGCGGCGGGACAUAUGAAAGCAUCCAUCCACAUGCCUGCAGUGACCACGGGGACGAGACACACUGAGAUUAAACUCUAUUCAUAGCCAUGAAUGAAGGACAAAGCUGCCAAAACGCCUCUUAAAAAGUCACUGUAAACAUUUCAGGGAAUCCGCAGGUACAAUUCAGGCUCCAUUCAUGUAGGCCUGUAGUUUAAGAGCAUCUGAACGGAGAUCUGCAAAAUACAGCUUUUCCAAUCCUUUAUUAUUUUUGGACAGUGUUGUGUAGAAGUACACUUCUAAAGUAGACUUAAGUCAAUUUAAAAAAAAGGAUUUCAUGCAUGUCAAUUAAAGUAGCUGCAAUUAAACAGCACCGGUCUCUCGUGAAACACGAGUAAAUCUGGGGGCGAUGGUGACGUUUACUCAUGCCCUGACACUUUUUUCCCGUGGAAAGCAGAAACUAGAGCCUGACCCCUUUUGUCUUCCUGUGCUGUGCUUUUUUCCGAACGUGACAAAGAUAAGUGUCAGCUUUUCUCACAAUGCAAACCAUCAGAUUUAAUUCGCUAUCUUUUGAGGCCUUCACAACAAAAUAGCCUCUGCUAUCAAUGUAUACGGCGUGAAAAGCAGAAGCCAGUGGAGUUGUUGUUUGAUAGCAAUCAGAGAGAACCAGAAACAGAGAUUUGCUCCUCGGACGCUUGACAGGAGCUAAUUAAUUAUCUGAUUGUGCAACGUGUCCUCUUUAACCGCAAAGUGCACAGAGUAACGCACUUUUGCAGAAACAAGCAUCUUUAACUCAAAUCUCACUUUCAGUCAAUUAUUGUGGGGCUGGCCAAAAAAAUAUUUUUCCAUAUCUUUUGCUAUCAAUAUCUAUCAUGAUAUUCAUUUUAAUGGGAAAGGAAAUGCAUUCCACAUGUCUGUUAGACGCUGAAAAAGAAUGAAUACAUAAUUUGUUUGUUUAUAAGGAAACUUCAUAGAGAAAAAUCAAUCCUUUAUAUUAUAUAUUUUAUUUUUUCUGGAUUCUGUGUUUUAUGAUUUCAUAUCAAUUUAUCAUCAAAAAUGGUUUCUAAUUAGAUUAAAUUACUCAGUCUUUUAACAUGCAAUCAAAUGAAAAUAUAAUUAAAUGUAAUAGAGUAAAAUCUGUUUUCUGUAUUUUAGUUUUUUUUUCUGGAUUCUUAUGUUUUAUGAUUUAUUACAAAUGUAUAAUCAAAAACGGUGUCUAAUGAAAUGAAUUUAAUCAAUUUUUUUAACAUGCAAUCAAAUGAAAAUAUGAUUAAUUUAAAACAAACUUUGCAUUUUUUUUUUUUUUUCAAUUAAAGUGCUGCCAAACACAACUUUUAAAAAUAUCUUGGUUGCAUGAUAUCCCCUAAAUAAUAAUGAUAAUAAUAAUUGGACACUGUAAAGUACACUGUAAAAAAAGAUUUUUCAAAGUUGUAAAUAAAAAAUUAUUGAAGUAUGUUUUACAAAAAUAUACUAUUUCAGUUUUUCUAUUUCAAAAUUUCACAUUUAAUUCAACGUGUUACUUGCUGUUUCGUUGUAAUUAUUUGUGAAAUUGUUUUAAACCAUUUUUUUUCAGUAUACAUUUUACAAUAGUAAUACAUUUCUGUCAAGUUAAAAGUCAACUUUUAUUUUGCCGGUUUGUAGUGAAGAGCUAGAUGAUCGUCUAGAGGAAAGGCGAAAUAUUUUACUUAAAGUACUUAAAAAUCUCUUAUUAAUAUUAUGGAAUUAUUCUUCAAUAUUCAUUUACAAUUUCAUUUAUUCAUUUAACAGAUGCUUUAGCAUUUAGCGAACGCGACUUCAUCCAUGUUUCGAUAAAUGUGACCCUGGAGCACAAAAGCAGUCAUAAGUCGCACGGCUAUAUUUGUAGCAAUAGCCAACAAUACAUUGUAUGGGUCAAAAUUAUCGAUUUUUCUUUUAUGCCAAAAAUCAUUAGGAUAUUAAGUAAAGAUCAUGUUCCAUGAAGAUAUUUUGUCAAUUUCCUAUCGUAAAUAUAUCAAAACUUAAUUUUUGAUUAGUAAUAUGCAUCGCUGAAUUUGGACAACUUUAAAGGUGAUUUUCUCAAUAUUUAGACUUUUUUGCACUGUCCUAUCUUAACAAACCAUACAUUAAUGGAAAGCUUAUUUAUUCAGCUUAUGAAUUAUGAAUGGUUUUGUGGUCCAGGGUCACAAAUAUCUAUUUAUCGCCCAGCCUGGUUUUAAUGCAUGACAGCUCUGACCGAUUUCACUUUUUUUUACCUGCACACAGAUUCCUCGGAGAGGAUGGCGCACACAGACGAGGACCUGAUCGGAAUCCCCUUCCCGAACCACAGCAACGACGUCUUGUGCAGUCUUAACGAGCAGCGGCGGGAUGGCCUGCUUUGCGACGUCAUCCUAGUGGUCCAGGACCAGGAGUACCGCACCCAUCGCUCCGUCCUGGCCGCCUGCAGCCAGUACUUCAAAAAACUCUUCACAGUGGCCACCGGCUCCAGCCCGGACUCCAGCACGCACGCCGUCUACGAGCUGGACUUCGUGGCGCCGGAAUCGCUGACGGCCAUUCUGGAGUUCGCGUACACGUCGACGCUGACGGUCACGGCAUCCAACGUCAAGGAGAUCCUGAGCGCCGCCAGGCUCCUGGAAAUUCCCUGCAUUAUAAACGUGUGUCUUGAAAUCAUGGACACGGGAGGAGGUGGAGAACGAGGAGGAGGAGGAGACGGACCUCCGGAAGGAGAGGAGUUUGAGGGGGAUGACGAGGAAGAUGAGGAUGAAGAGGACGAGGAGGAAAUGGAGGAGGAGGUCGACUCCAAAGAUGGAGAAUUUGAGGACAACAACAGCGAGAAAUCCACACAAGGGGCUGAUAACCAAGAGAAACUCAAAGUUUGGGAGAAUGGGAGGACAGUCAGCCAACCCUGUAGCUCCCAACAAGGAGCGCCUAACCCGGAUGGCCAAGAAUCCAAAAGACGCCAAUCGAACACUCCGGAAGCCCAGAAGCCCAGAGGGCCGGAGGGAUUGGAGGGCCGGGCGCUGAAGGACUUCUCGAUAGAGUCUUUACUUCAAGAGGGACUCUAUCCGAAAGUGCCAGGCCUGGAAAGAGGCGCCGGAUUCUCGCACCUUCUCCCAGGCUUCUAUCCUCCCAUGUGGGCAGCAGAAUUUCCAGGCUACCCUCAGAUUCUGGAGCCCCGACGCCCUUCCCACCCUUUCCCCAAUGCUUCGCUAGAAAACGGCCCUUUGGACCUUGCGGUCAAGAAAGAAGUCAUCAAAGAAGAGCUGAAAGAUGAGCCCACAAACCCUAUCCUGCACAGAGACUUCCUCAAAGACUUCAUGAGUCCAGGGUUGGGAAUAACCUCUGACCCCAGCCUCGGUCAGAUCAAAGAAGGAGCGGAGCUGCGGUCCUACCUGAGUUUUCUUUCCGCCUCCCAUCUCGGGACGCUGUUUCCUCCGUGGCAGCUGGAGGAGGAGAGGAAGAUGAAGCCCAAGGCGUCACAGCAGUGCCCCAUCUGCAACAAGGUGAUUCAAGGAGCGGGAAAACUGCCACGGCACAUGCGAACACACACCGGAGAGAAGCCCUACAUGUGCACCAUCUGCGAGGUCCGCUUCACCAGGCAAGACAAGCUGAAGAUUCACAUGCGCAAGCACACCGGCGAGAGGCCGUACAUCUGCCUGCACUGCAACUCUAAAUUUGUUCACAACUACGACCUGAAGAACCACUUGCGCAUCCACACCGGCGUGCGGCCGUACCAGUGCGAGCACUGCUACAAGAGCUUCACGCGCUCCGACCACCUUCACCGGCACAUUAAACGGCAGAGCUGCCGCGUCUCGCGCCCGCGACGGGGCCGAAAGCCCUCCGCCUGGAGAUCCACCAACUUCCUCUUCCCUCCAGAUCCCAACGCUCUCCAAGCGGACAGGACCAUGCGGAUUCCCGCCGCCGGUGGCGCCCCCUUGCUGGCAAAACAGCAGCCUACGGGAGGAAAAACGCUGGAGGACAUCGACGGUGACAGCCGAGAGACUGACAGGAAGCUCAUCUCAGAGGAUGUGAACAGAAAGCGGGGCAUGUUUGCUUUCACAGUGGCGACGGAGGACGUUCUGCCACACCCGCCUUUCUAUUCGGCGACCUCUGACCCCUGGGCCGUGAGACUGGAACGAGCUCCGCCCAUUCCCGAGGCCGCAAAGUGACUUGUUAAUUCCUUGAAACAGCUGCUCGCUUCGGACGCCACAAAGUCUUUACGAACCGGGUUCAGACUCUGUAAUAUUAAAUGAGAAUUACAUUUUUUUUUUUUUUGUUUGUUUGUUUCAUAAGUCAGCUUCCACAUGGGAUGACAGGGAUUUUAAAUGCUUUUUAAAUAACUAGAUUUGUUAAUAUCUUGGAUGUGCAUUUGUUAAAGCUGUUUUUGAUGCUUCAGCGUUUGCUAACAAGGGUGAUGCGCUCAUAGACUGUUCAGUGCAAUGGAGUAUGUGAAAAUCGAAUGCAAAAAUUUGACAAUCAAGUAUGCAGAAAGAAAAAAAAAGUCCUGCUGAAUAAGCUAGAAGCUUUGAUGUUCGCAUUGUAUUAUCUGACAGGUUUUCUAAUUAAACAGUUUUCAGUGAAGCUAAAUCCUAAACACAAGGAAAAUUACAAAUUUACACGUCGUAAUCCACUAUGCAAAAUACAAAAGUGGUUCAAUUUUUUUUUGGAAUUGCCACAGAAACCACAAAGACAAAAUUAAUAAGAAAAACUCAGGAUUACAAAUAAUUUUUUUAACAAAAACAAUUUUUUACAGCCAAAAUAUCACAUUAUGAUGAGAUGUCAAAACAAUCUGCAGUUAAUCAUGCAAUUAGACAAAAGAGAAAUCCUGCAAGUUAUUUUUUUCUUAUAAUUAUUUAUAUUGUGCAUUUCAAAUUGACCCUUGAUUAAAUCGAAUGCUGUUUAAAAUAAUCAUUUGUAUAGAUGGCUUUCAGGUUCUACAGUGGAAUUGUUCAUUAUUGUAAGUGUUUCUAUUGUAAAACAUCCAAAGAUGUGUUGUUAAAGAACAAACUUGAAAUCCAAUCUGUUUGCAAAGCAGUCUUUUUCACAUAUGAAGUGUCUUGGAGGUGCUUGUCGUGUACAGGAAAAUGAAACGGGGGGGAAAAACAUCCACAACUUUGAUACUGUUCCUCAUCUGAAUGGCUAGAGUAAUUCAGCAACGUUUAAACUGAAACUAAACAUAUUUUCAUGCUAUUUAUGCAUAUUUAAAUAAGCCUUGGCUAUAUUUUACUAAGAUGUUUUAUAAAGACACUAACACAUUUGUGUUCCGGUUUAUCUGUUUUCAAUCAAGAGAGAAUGUGUCAAUGCAGUGUACGAUAUUUGACAUCAAACCCUCUGAAAUCAAAACAAUACGGUAAUAAAAAAAAAGCAUAAAAUACCCCCUUCAAGACAUUUAACUUCUAAAACACCCACAAAAUAAAAUGCACAAGUACUCCAAAUGAGAAUUAAAAUCAUCUUGAAAUUGAAAUUUUAAGUUUCUGCACUUCACACAAGACAUUUAAGAUGUUUUUAUCUUGGUGUGCAAAAUGCAAAGAUGUUUCAAUGGCCAUGAACAAUGAAGGUGCUUAAAGAUGUGUGUGUAUAUAUAUAUAUGAAGCCCUUCUGUGGCGACUGGUGGGAACUUACUUGCACUAUUUGUUUGAUGAUGUUUUAAUAUUGGUUACGAUAUAUUGAUAUUUCUUAAAGAUUUAAAAACAUACAAAAAAAAGAAAAAAAAGAAAAAAUCACAGAACAUGUCUGAGAUAUGCACUUUACUCCUCUUUAACACAAGAACAAUUUCAGUGAAAGUCAUUUUUAUAAAUGUGUGUGGUAUUUGUAUAUUAGAUUAAUCCCUGGUAAACAGAAUCAAAGAACUGGAAUAACAAUAAAAAAAAGCUUUUUCAAGAACCCUGUGUCUUUUUAUGGCUCAUUUCUUUCUUGGAAAUCUGACAAAGGCGACUCUGCAGAAGCAGGUCAUUUAAUGAGGCUUUUAUCUGCAGUGAUGAGGUCUAGUGCGUUAAAGGUCUCUUUAGAGUAUUUUAACGUUAAAUGCCAUACAUGAGGGUACAGCGAAGACAGAUUCAUUCUCCCUCCUAAACGUCCAGCUUUCUGGAUGAUGGAGCAGAUCUUUAACAGCUAACUUACCUCAACCUAAAAUUACUCUGAAAUCAUAGCAUGCGGUAGUUUGUUAUGACACAAGGCAGUGAGGAUCCAACAGACAGCCCUCUCUGGCACAAUUAACCAUCUCUGUGAGUAAUCUAAACCCACACGCUAGAACUGCGCUUCAAUUUGAGCCAGUUUCCCAAACACAUACUAAUGCUGUUUUGAAUUGUGAAGAAUGUUUAAAGUAGGAUUGCUAUUAGAUUCAAUUUACUCAUUUAAAUUAGUCUUAGUCUUUCUGAAAAGAAGAUUUUCUGACAAUUAAUGUCAUGUAACAACUGCAUGUUUACUGCUAGCAU
This is a messenger RNA of Onychostoma macrolepis, 10258 nucleotides long. Its product is annotated as zinc finger and BTB domain-containing protein 7C. Lineage: Eukaryota; Metazoa; Chordata; Actinopteri; Cypriniformes; Cyprinidae. The record is from RefSeq and is a predicted model, not a curated record. The transcript has 2 exons. The coding region runs from base 6047 to 7993 and encodes 648 amino acids. Gene Ontology annotation, molecular function: protein binding; RNA polymerase II cis-regulatory region sequence-specific DNA binding; DNA-binding transcription factor activity, RNA polymerase II-specific. Gene Ontology annotation, biological process: regulation of transcription by RNA polymerase II.